AUGGUGACGCAGUACAAAGGGGCAGCAUUUGGUGAACUGAGCCCCCAGUCCUGCCCUUUUGUUUUUGCGGAUGCAGCAUAUAGCCUACAUCGCUACAAUGCUAACUGUUUCUAUGCAGCUUUGUGGUCCUUUUUCCUUCCCAUGUACCUUUGUCAGGUUGUGGUAAUUCUAGAGCUGGGUGGUGUUUCCAUUGGUGAAGGGUAUGGCUAUGAUCAUGACAUGACAAUUGAGAGGAGGCCUUCUGCCUUCAUGCUUUGGGACCGAGUAGGGACCACAAUGAGCGGCAUGUUUUAUUAUGACAUUGAUGAUUCUAAAGAAUAUUUUGCUACAAGGGGGCCAAUGGAUGUUGUUGGAAUUAGUACUGAGGAAAGGUGUGACAUAAAGUCUUUAGAGGAUUCCCUCUUCAAACGUAUAAUUGUAACUCAUGAUGAAACCAUUACCAAAUGGCUUGAUCCAGAAGCUGCAGUUGCCAGUAGAGAUGCUUUGGCAAAUUGUGUUGUUGUUAACACUUUUUGUAUUUAUCCAGAAGAUGGUGAAGCACCACCAAGUGGAGUGGAUGAUAGGACAAAGCUGGCUUAUUUUCAUAAGCCAGGAGUUCUGCAUAAUUUAAAUUCGAGAUAUGAUGUCAAUGAAAUAUAUAGUUAUGAUCAAUUAAGGAAUCAGUUAGUCAAUAUGCUUAGUGGCGAGAGUGAAGUGGGUGAAACGGAAAGCACAAAAUUGCUCAUGCAGUAUCUUGCUUACUUGGGAGGCAGAGCUGCAUCUGAGGGGAGGAUUGUCGCACAGCAAGUCCUGGAGGUAUGCCUUGCAUUUCAGCCUGUCCAACAAGCUUAG
Molecule: messenger RNA, 831 nt
Organism: Ilex paraguariensis (yerba mate)
Lineage: Eukaryota; Viridiplantae; Streptophyta; Magnoliopsida; Aquifoliales; Aquifoliaceae
Source: the annotation of a GenBank genome assembly